Messenger RNA from Aedes albopictus (Asian tiger mosquito), 1804 nucleotides. RefSeq names its product leucine-rich repeat-containing protein 40-like. NCBI's taxonomy places the organism in Eukaryota, Metazoa, Arthropoda, Insecta, Diptera, Culicidae. The coding region runs from base 488 to 1594 and encodes 368 amino acids. Gene Ontology annotation, molecular function: protein binding. The transcript has 2 exons. Gene Ontology annotation, cellular component: plasma membrane. The record is from RefSeq and is a predicted model, not a curated record.
AGAGAAUCGUCCCUGAGGAUUCAGAGAGAAUCCUCCCGAGGAUUCGGAGAGAAUCGUCCCUGAGGAUUCGGAGACAAUCCUCCCGGAGGAUGCGGAGAGAACCCUCCCUGAGGAUUCGGAGAGAACCCUGUCUAAGUCGAAAAAAAAUCGCAAUAUCAAUUAGGAUUAUUUAAUUGUGGAUUAUUUUAGGCGCAAGUUAUUUCAACACGUAUUUAUCCAGAACAUCCAUUCACUGGGACACAAAUUACAUUUCGCGAGAAUGUACUCGUAAUUAAUUAAAUGAUCAAAACGUUGAUUUCACGCAAAGCUAUUAAAAUGUUACUUGUAAAUAUCAAAGACUGAUUCCUCCGAAAUACUGCGCCACCCUAAUGUAACUCUGAUGUUCUGAAUGACCGCAUGCGCAUAAAAAGCGGUUGGGUUGGGAUAACUUCCAGUUAAACAUUCAGUGCUACCAGUGAAAGUGACAUCGUUUGAAACCUUAUUCAAAAUGAAAGAAAUUGUGGUAUUGCUGCUUUUAAUCGGUACUUUUGGUGAAAUAAAGUCGUUCUCUGUGCAUCUCUCGAAAAAUGAAGCUGAGAUUAGAAAUUUCUAUUUGCCCGGUGAUGCGGCUUCAGUGGAAGAGAUUCCAGCUGUGGAAUCGUUAUAUUUUAUAUAUUUUUAUGGCAACAUACUCCCUCAAAAUUUCACUGAUCAACUCCAAAAAUGCAUUCAUAUCAAAUUUCAUGGUGGAAAGGUUAAAACGAUUCAUAUAAGCCCAAAAUUAACGAGCAUUGAGUUACAAUUCACAUUAACGGAAAAUGUGAUUAUAGAACGUGGGAAGUACUAUGCGCUGGAAAAAUUUGUGUGUAGAAAUGAAAAAUUGACACGAAUUCCAGAGAACAUGAAUCAACUGAAAAAAAUGAAAUAUUUGGAUCUUAAUAGUAACUUAAUACAAACAGUUCAAAUUGACCAGCUCACUGGUUUGGACAAUUUGGAAAGUCUUGAUCUGUUUUCUAAUAAAAUUAAACAAAUUUACAAUCAUGGGUUGGCGAGUUUGCCAUCGCUCACUCAUUUAAAUCUUGCAAACAAUGAAUUGAAACAUAUUGACGUAUGUAGUUGGCACAUGCCUAAGCUUUCCCAUCUUAAUCUUACUGCCAAUAAAUUGACACAUUUCGCAAUCAACCAUUUCCGCGGGCUUAAAAAAGUCAACCUAGCUGGAAACCCACUAAACUGUGUAUGGAAAAAUAGUUUACUGAGAAACAAAUCAGAUAUGACAAUUGAAGGAGAAUUAACUUGCGACACAGACAGCAAGGUUGUCUUUGGAUUUGAUUGCCGUUUGACGAUUGAUCAGUUGCAGCAGCAGAAAGCCAAUUUUGACUCCAGGUUAGCCCAAAUUGAAGAAACAGUAUUAAACAACAAUCCACAAUUUUCUGAAUUGAGCACCAGAGUGCAAAAACUUGAAGUCGAAGUGAACAAAAGAUUCCAAAAGAUGGAGGAGCUGCUGGAAAAACUUAGCUCUAAGAUAGUUGAGCAACAAAAUGUUGCAAAUGAUAUUAUCGAGGCCAUUUAUAGAGCUGAAAUUGAGAGGACAUACAAUACCAAAAAAAAUCCAUGAGUUUUGCGAAAAAUAAAUAUGUAUCUAUGUUUGGAUUUUAUUUGUCAGUGUUAUCCUAAGCAUGAUAACAUGUUGUUACAGCCAUUUUUAAUAAACGUUCUACACAAUACUCACCUUUCUACAAAACUUUGAGUUAAGGACAAGGUAUUUGGAGUACAUUGCUCAAAAUUUCUAGAGCACCGUUUUUUAGAACCGUUGAACGGAUUUGGA